UCUUACGUCCUACUAUGACAAAUCGAGAAACAGAAAGUAAUUUUACACAAGAAAAUGAAUAUAAUGAAAGUGAUAAUGAUGAAAUAAAUAUGGAAGAAUACUCGACUGAUGAUGGAGAAGGCGUCAUUGUAAAAGACAAUGUUGAAUCAAAAAUUAGUAUAACUGUUCAAGAGUCAAAUGUUAUACCUAAAACAGUGAAACGUCAAAAGAAGAACUUGGAAGAAGGACAUCAAUCAAAAGACUUGGAAAAUCACCUUGUAUCUUUCUUACAAAACAGAAAACCCGAGGAAAAUGAUCCUGAUAAACUAUUUCUUCUUUCCUUACUACCACAAAUCAAAAAAAUUCCCGAAGACCA
This is a messenger RNA of Daktulosphaira vitifoliae (grape phylloxera), 355 nucleotides long. RefSeq lists its product as uncharacterized. The transcript has 2 exons. NCBI's taxonomy places the organism in Eukaryota, Metazoa, Arthropoda, Insecta, Hemiptera, Phylloxeridae. The annotation marks the transcript as partial. The record is from RefSeq and is a predicted model, not a curated record. Gene Ontology annotation, molecular function: DNA binding.